Messenger RNA from Pyricularia grisea, 363 nucleotides. RefSeq lists its product as uncharacterized. The record is from RefSeq and is a predicted model, not a curated record. Bases 1 to 363 code for a protein of 120 amino acids. Lineage: Eukaryota; Fungi; Ascomycota; Sordariomycetes; Magnaporthales; Pyriculariaceae. The transcript has a single exon.
AUGAAGUUCUCCACGAUCCUUUCCACCUUUGCGUUGGCCAGCGCCGCCACCGCCAGCGCCAUCAACAUUAACAUGAACCAGGAGGGCUCCCGCCUCGCCUCAAGGUCACCAGCGGGCGAUUCCACUUCCGGUCCCGCGAGCCUUCCCCCACAGCCACCGGCGGGCCAGAAGUUCACCGACCCCCAGGAAGACGCAAUUUACAAAAAAUGUUGCACGCGUUGCAAACAGUCGCUCACCGCUCAAGGCACCGCUGAGGGCAAGAACUGGACACCAGAAUUGAUUGCGGAGACGUGCACGAAGAAGUGCGAGGAAUUGGUGGUACAGCUCAGGGAUGAGAGGAACAGGAACAGGAAAUCAAUCUGA